UGUAAUCUUUCUGUAUUUAAAUCUCUAGUUAGACAUUGACUUUCUAUUCAAGUUGCCCUUCUAUUUGUGUUCCAAUGUAUUUGGUCCAAUAACUCUUGUGUAAGUGCAGCACAACUAAUUAAGGAUAAAUUGACUAUUCUUCAGAGUGAAGCCGUAGUGUACAAACUUAGUUCAUCAGUAGGUGAACCAGGUGUUUUUAGGUUCCCAAACACACCCAGCAGCCUCUGAGCAACACAAAACAAAGAAGAAAAAAUGAAACUAGCUGACAGAGUAAACCAGGAAGGGAAAGUACAAGUGUUUUUGUAUGUAAUCGUUCUUUUAGGUGAGCGAGGGAGUGUCUUUGAUUAGGAUUUUCUUUUUUUUCUGAGAUAAGUCUUAUUAGAGUCUUCUCUUGAAUGAUAUAUUCAAAAAAACAGACAGCCAGUCUACCAUUUAAAGGACGACUUGUUAUGGUGUGGCUUCGUGAAAAAUAGUAUUUAACCCUCUUCCCCAAAUAUUUAAUCGGUAUUACUAAGUAGCUGCUCUACUGGAAACUGGAACUGUGGAAAUUCUAGGUCAUCCACAUGUUUCGCCUCGUCACCAGUGUCCGUAAACUCAGCGUUAUUUUUCACAGUGCAACCAGUUCCACUGACCGGACCAUCAUCAGCUUCUCAUGUGUCAUGUCUCUGAGUGCUCACUAGAUGGCCAUAAUAAACAGCCUUGUGCCCACAACUCAAAGAAAAAAAAAACCAAUAGAUUCCAACAAUGUACUCAUUUUAUUUGUGAUCCUAUCCUGUAAUUUAUUAUCAGGUUAUUAGAACUAAAUGUUCUAACAUUGUUCUAGCACUUUGAUGCUAGGAAUACUAAACGUGUCUGAAAAAUUCCCAGACCCUGACAAGGGUUUUUGAAAGUUAUAGAAAGAGAAUUCUUAACCAUUUUCAAACCACCAAUGGAUGCAUAAAUCUCUAAUUGAUGAGACGCAGAUCUCUAGCAGACUCCACCAUUCAAGAAACUAAAAUUACAAGUACCUCAUAGACCUAGAUUGGUCUUCUGUAUUGAUAGUAUCGAUACUCAAAAAAGACUCAAUCAGUGGUAUCAGUACUUAGCGUACAGAUUAACCCACCACAUGUACAUCAUUGACUCAGAUCACUUGGACUUUAUUAGCCGUGUACAUCUCUCUGGUUUCACAUGUUUACAUCAUUUCUACAAUCUAACUAUUUCAUUUAUUAAAAAAUAUAGUUUUUAUAACAAACUGGAUAAAGAUGCAAAGAGGAUUUUCCAAUUUAACCUGACAGUUGAGAAAUAAUGGAAGUACUGUAGCAUGUUUAUACUAUUUGUGGUUCCCACAAUGAGAGAAGAAAAACGAGAGCACACAGAAACCAGAGAGACAGAAAAUGAAACCCGUUGACUCAGUGUCCUUGUGUCAUGACAUCAUUUACAAAUAGUAAGUAACAACUUUUUUAUGGGGAACACAUGCAAGAAUAUAAAUGAGUGUUUGCACCUCGAGCAUCACAAACAUCUCAAUUAAUAUCAUGAACAUUCUUUACAUUGUGUGAGUCCCUUCUGUGUCCCUUGAUGCUUCAUCUCUUUAGACAGCGUGAGGAAGCUGGGGACAGCAGCACGGAAGUCAAAUACUGAAACAUCUCUAUUUAAGAAGCUUAUCUAUUAUUGUCAAGAAUAUAAAAGCUUGAUGUUGAUGCAUAGUUUACGUUUCAGAGUUCACCUCCAAUUUACCACAAUCCCUGAAGCGUUAAACGCUGGAAACAAGAUGUUUAACACCUCAGCUGACCGUUGGGGUGAAAAAGAUGUGCAGCACAGUCGUUUCUCAGAAGUCUGCCUGCCUGCUCAUCAGUGGGGGAAGUUUGAUAGAGGUUGGGGGGGUGUUACUCUCACCCACGGGACUGCUGCUUUCUGUAUAUAUAAGAGGAACCCUCAAACACCAACGCUACAGACUCUGGACGGACGCAAAGGAGACAUCGGUUCUAUUGAACUCUGGAGCUUUGUCUGCACAACCUGCUGCUCUGUCUGUGUAGAAUGUCUCACAAGAAGAUGCUGCAAUGCUCCAUGGGAGCUCUGCUUCUCCUCUUACCCUGGUUUGGUGGCCUGGUCCUGGGAGAGAUCAGCAAGGACUUCUCCCAGUGCCUUGAUUUCUUCUAUAAGGAAACUCCACCCGCAGGUAUCCCAGCAGAGGGGUACCAGCCAAUAUGCCAGCGCUACCAAAACCAGUACCGCUUUGCGAGCCUGUAUCACCGUGAGCAUCGUUCACCGCUGUACUCUGCGUACAUACUCAGUCCUCCAGAUGGUAAGCGGCCCAAAUCUACCUGGAUGUUUGAACCUCAGUUGGCGUUUUCCAGUGCCAGCUCAGAGAUGCAAAUCUUCCACAUCCCCGUGGACCAGAAUGUGAUUGAGAGCCAGGCGGUGAAUGAGGACUACAAGAACUCCAACUUCACCAAAGGACAUCUCAAUCCAAGCCUGCACCAGAAGACCAAACAAGACCGCAAGGCCACCUUUACACUGACUAACAUUGUCCCACAGAAAAAGGGCUCCAACGCCGGACCGUGGAAUGAUCUGGAGAGGAAAGUUUUCGGAAAAUUCAAGGCCUUCUGCAACGGGACUAUGCAUGUGAUCACCGGAGUCAUGCCGUACGAGUCUGAAUCGCACUGGAUCAACAACAGGGUGUCUGUCCCUGAGUACAUGUGGUCCGCCUACUGCUGCCCAUCCUUCAGAUCCGACCUUCCUGAGCAAGAGAAGCCCUUUUUUCCCACGUAUGCUGCAGUGGGAAGGAAUGAUCGUAACAGUGGAGAGGAGUUUGUGCCAGUUAACGUCAAGGCGAAACCCUCUGUGAAGGGCUACGAUGUGAGGCGCAUGUCCUUACAGGAGCUGGAGGACAUCCUGAGACAGAGGCUGAAUGCGCCCAUCGCUCUGUUUAAUGGACAGUGCAAUCAGUAAAUGUCUCUGUGGUGGGUGUGCGCUGCUGUAUUCACCAUGUGCAGCACAUCUUUUCUUCUUUAAUUACUUGAAUGACCGUUCUAAUCAGGAAAGGAAAUACAUUUUUUAAAUGAUUUUAUUUUUCAAAUAAUAUUUUUCCCUGUUAUGUUGUGUCACCCUGUAACAACUGAUUUCACUGUGAUUUUACUAAUGGAAUAAGAUAUUAAAUAGGUGAAGAGCCUUCUUAUUAAACAGAAUGAAUAUUGAUUUUCUGUUGAAGUAUCCACUUUGUUUAUACACAUGCAAACACCUCCAAAUAAAAUGGUUGCACAUUUCACACUUUGUACUCUCUGUAUGCACCAGCAGGAUGUAUAAAGUACAAAUUACUGUCUGAUGUGCUGAGCAACAAGUAACUUUAGGGACAAACUGUGUUCAAUGUGAUUUUUCUCAGGAUGUUAUCAGGUUAUUGUUUUUAAUUAGUUAAGACCUUAACCACCCUAACAGGCUGGAUGAACCAU
This is a messenger RNA of Gasterosteus aculeatus aculeatus (three-spined stickleback), 3425 nucleotides long. Its product is annotated as endonuclease domain-containing 1 protein. The record is from RefSeq and is a predicted model, not a curated record. Gene Ontology annotation, molecular function: nucleic acid binding; metal ion binding; hydrolase activity. NCBI's taxonomy places the organism in Eukaryota, Metazoa, Chordata, Actinopteri, Perciformes, Gasterosteidae.